This is a messenger RNA of Hypomesus transpacificus, 2584 nucleotides long. It is a transcript of the gene dipk1c, whose product is annotated as divergent protein kinase domain 1C. Bases 910 to 2337 code for a protein of 475 amino acids. Lineage: Eukaryota; Metazoa; Chordata; Actinopteri; Osmeriformes; Osmeridae. The record is from RefSeq and is a predicted model, not a curated record. The transcript is spliced from 5 exons.
AGAGAGUAAAGGGGAGGAGACAAACUGCAGGGGAGAGUCUUCAGUUAGAGAGAAUACUGAGAACAGUCACUGGAACAGGCUUGCUGUGCUCUCUCUCUCCACUGCUCAAUCAACACACAUGCACAUGCACACACGAACACAUGCACACACAAAUGCACACACACACACACACACAAAGACGAAGAAACGGGUGGGGGGGGGGCUCUAGGAGACUGACAAAGGAAGGAAACGGAAUGGGGCUGAGCUCUCAAGUCUGAGCCUGACACACACAGACACACACACACUCACUCGCACACACAUACCCACACUCCAGUGGGGACUCCAGACCAGCAACAGUAGCAGCCAGCCAGUGAGCCAACCAGGCAGAGGGGGACAGGCAGCAUGGUGAUGUCGCUGGAGGGAGUGGGGCAGAGCAGGGGUAACCAGAGCUCCAUGUUCCCAGGUCAGAGACCCCCGGCACAGGCAACAGCAGCAGAGGCUCAGCCCCCGACGGCCAUCCCCUUCACAUGGAUCCUCCCAGCACAGACUCAGAGAGCUCCAGCUGAGGGCCGCAGCACCAGGUCUUGGUCCUGAGACGAACCCGACAGGGAGGCUUCCAAGGGGGGCUUCCAGCCAAGGCAAGACGGGGUCUGACCCUGGGUCUGGGAGCGCCAGGGUUGGAGAAAGGAACUUACCAGGCCAUUUGGAGGGAUCCAGGGUCUGGGCCAGACCUGGACAGCUUAUGGAGUCUUGUCCUGGCUCAUGAACCUAAGUCUGUGGAAGAAUUUUUUUAAAUCUGGAUUUUGGACAUUUGGAGGAGUGGGAUACCUGUUAUGUAGUUCUGACGGUCCAGUGUCUAUGGGAAACCGGGAUCUUCUGUCUUGAUUCUGGGAAGUCUAGUUGUGGUGUUUGCAGGAGCUAAACAGGACUAUGGGUGAUCCCCCAAAAUGGGGUCGAGCGUGGGGGGGCUGCGUGCUGCGCUGGCUGGGCCUCAGACUCUGCCGGAGGAGCACGCUUGUCUUUGCUCUGCUCUGGUUCGGCUCCUGGGUCUUCCUCAACGGCCUGGUUAUGGUCCACAGGACCCUCCUCUCUGACUACUGCACCAAUGACAAGAGCAGGAGGAUCCUGAACCGACUGUGCGAGGAGUACCGUGAGGGUUCCCUGACAGGGGACAUGUGUGAGGAUCUGUGCGUGCACGGCCGCGUGUCCUACCAGCGCUGCCUCUACUAUGAGAACGGGAAGAAGGUGAUCGAAGCCCGAUGGAAUGGUUCCCCCGUGGUUCUGAAGUCCAAACUGGAGAACUUCUCUUCCUAUGAGCCCCUGGGACUGCUGGAGUACCAGGAGCCUGGAGAGGAGCUCUCUCCCCUGGACAUGGUCUUCUACGCCACCCUGGAGAUCAGGAACUCCCUCGGUCUGGAGGUUGGUAACUCUUCCCUGGAGAACCUGUUGAGCCAAGGACUUGGAGGAGCAGCAGCAGGGAGAGGAGCUGUUGGACGCAUCGUAGGAGGAGGAGCAGGAGGAGCAGGUGUGCGGUCAUACAGCCAGGCAGAGCUGGCCUCCCUGUGGUCUCUGCUCCAGCAGGAGGAGUACACCAUUCUCCGUGUGCUCCAGGAUCUCACCCCCCACGUGGCCAUGGUUACAGGUUCCUGUGGACACUUCUACGCGCUCGAGUACCUGUGGGCAGGACAUGCCUGGGACCAGAACAUCUUUCCUCUGGAGGAGGUGUCUGUCGCCGGGGAAAGCCCCCUAUCUGGAGGUCUUGGGUCUGGGGGAAGGUGGAGGGCCAGGGAGAUGAUUCACAGGAUAGCGCUGAGCUUCCUGGACAUGGUGUGGCACUUUGACCAUGACUUCACACACAGGCUGCACCUGUGUGACAUUAAGCCAGAAAACUUUGCCAUCAGGAAGGACCUUACUGUUGUAGCCAUUGACGUGGACAUGGCCUUCUUUGAGCCCAAGAUGAAAGACCUGUUAGACCAGAACUGCAGUAGCCAGGAUGACUGUAACUUCUUUGACUGUGCAUCACGCUGCGACCUGAGAAAGAAACGCUGCAGCCGGCGUCGGAGGAACAGCAACUUGCAGGUGAUCUGUGAGAAGAUCUUCAGGCCGUGGUUCUCUCCCACUCUGCUCGGGGCUAAAGCAGGGCUCCCCCUGCAGGUGGAGUUGCAGAAGGCAGUGCAGGAGUGCUCCGAAACCGACCGAGGAGAGGAAGAAGAGGAGCAGAGAGGGGAGAGGCGGAGUCUAGACGUCCAACAGCAUCUCCAUGGCAUCCUGACACGUCUCCUCAAAGAGGGUGGAGUCACAGAGGAAGGCGGGGCUACAGAAAGGACAGGCUACGCUCAUACAUCGUUAAACUUCUGAGACUGGUGCCUUGGUGACUUGUGCCUUGGUGACUGGUGUUUAUGAAACUGCAGAGACUAUGAAGAAGGUCAAGUCAUGUUAUGUCACAUCAGUCGCAGGCUGAAGACUCACUAAGAUAGUUUGAACGUUGUACCAGAAUGUGAUAGGCUUUAGUUAUCGGAGUUAAAGGGGUUAAAUGCAGAUAUUUAAGUUAAUCUACAAAAUAGCUUUGUACAGUUAACUUGAAUAAAUACAUACUUUAAAAGAA